AUGGACCCCGUGAGCGCCAUAUCGCUUGCAGCGGCAAUUGCUCAAUUUAUCGACUACUCUUGCAAGAUUGUAUGCAAGAGCAAAGAAAUAUAUAACUCCACCAGCGGUCUCACUACAGAGCAUAAUAGAACCGAAACAGCCACCCUGCGUCUUGAAGAAUUGACCCAAUCACUAAAUUUUCCAUCGAAAAGAGCCAAUUCUGGAUCCAGCAUCGUUCACUCAAGACUUCAAACAAUCAUUCAAGAAUGUAUAAUUGUAUCUGACACUCUUGUCAACCGGCUCAAUCGACUGAAAGCACCUACCCGAUCACAGUGUCCCAAAUGGAAAAGCUUUCGAAUGGCAUUGAAGAGUGUUUGGUCGAAACAUGAGAUUGAUGAAUUUGCUCUAAGAUUGAGAGAUCUUAGGAAAGAACUCGAUACUGAGUUGCUUCUGAUAUUGAGAGGUGGUUCAGAUUCAAUGUCAUCUGCAGCAGAAAACCAUUUUAAAAAACUGGACGAUAAUACGAAGAAAGUUUUGAACGAGCUUCUCAAGAUGCAAUCGUCAGAUCAGGACUUUCUUCGCUGUUUUGAAAGACUGAAUCUUUCUCAGCAAUCGGAGUUUCAAAAGCUUGGCCUAUUGACCGCCAAGCAAAAUUAUAGCUUUGAAUCUUUGAAUAAAGACACCAAAGAUAUCAUUGACUUGUUACUUGAAUCAAGAGUCUGCCGCAACGAAGACUUGAUUCAAUCUCGACAAUUGGUAGAACAGAACCGCCAGGCUGGUGCUGAGCUAGUGGAACGUGAUAAUGGACAGCGAUUUAGGCGUGCUCAAAAAGUCCGACUUGCCAUCUUAGAGUCCCUUGGAUUUUCAGACAUGAAUCAUCGACCGGAUAUGAUUGCUAGUCCAUAUCAAAGCAGCUUUCAGUGGAUCUUCAGAGAUCCUACUGUCCACCAAAAACCAUGGAGCAAUUUCGCGACUUGGCUCUCUGAAAGUUCGGGCAUCUAUUGGAUACAGGGUAAACCAGCGAGCGGAAAGUCAACUUUAAUGCGUUACAUAUAUGAACACCCAGAAACCACAAUCUUGUUGAAGAAAUGGGCAGGAUCUUCUAAGAUUAUAACGAAAUUCCGAAUUGAUGAAUGGUCUCUGGGCCGCUUACAGCAAGCGUUCAAAAGCCUUAUCGGCAUUUCCGGUCCUUCACUCAAAAUCUGCAUCUUUGUGGAUGGUUUAGACGAGUACGAAGGAGCUCAUGGUGAUAUGGCAGAGUACUUAUUCGAAUUGGCCGACAAAUUCCCCUUCACGAAGUUUUGCAUUUCGAGCAGGCCAUUACCGGACUUCUUGUCAGUUUUUCAAGAUGCAUGCACAUUAAAGCUAGAAGAUCUCACUCGUGAUGACAUCAAUAACUAUGUUGUUGCUAAGUUGGAGCAAAAUCAACUGAUGCGAAUGUUUAUAAGUAAUGAUUUGGAUACAACAAGUUGGCUGACUGAAGAGAUCAUUCACCGAGCCCAAGGUGUCUUUCUCUGGGUUAUUCUCGUCGUCAAAUCGCUCACCCAUGGAUUCAGGUGUGGAGAUGGUGCAGUUGAACUUCGGAAACGACUUGAAAGCCUGCCAGUAGACCUUGAGAAUUUAUUUUCUCAUAUCAUCCAAAAGAUAGAACCUGAGUUUCGUCAAGAUGCAUCGAAGAUUUUCCAAAUAUUUAGAGCAAGCGGGAAUAAUUUGGACUCGAUCACUCUACAUAAUGCAUUAAAGUUUACCUCGCACCAUCCAAUCAUAGCUAUGGAGGCUGCAACAGAAAGUGAGUCCACGGAAGAAAGACUCGUGAAGAUUAAUAAAACAAGAUUGCGCCUUGCCAGUAGAUGUCGUGGACUCAUUGAGAUAGUUGACGAGAAUGACGGCGAAACGAUAAUGCGCAAUGUUUCCAAUAAUAUGUUAAAGAGUGGUGUGGUAGAUAACAAACAGAUAUUUAACGCAUACGAUUCUGACGUAAAUAUUGUUGAAGAGUUUAGGAAACACAUCCAAAUUUCGGCAACAAACUUUUUUCCAGCUCCUAACGGAACUUUAGCAAGCAAACCAAGAGCAGCAAGGCAGUUGGCGAGGGAAAUAGAAGAUCCGAGGAUAGAUAGUGCCGAACGGACGACAGAGAAGAUUGCAGCAGGAAAUGCCCGUCAUUUACGUGAUCACGGGUGCGAAGGAGAUCUGCGUAUACGAUUAUCAAUUUUCCAGAUGUCGGCACUACUUGGUUCCAUAAGAAGUCGCGCCUGUCGAAACUUCGUUGAGACACAUACCAGGGCGAGAUUCUACAUGCGAAAAAUUAGACAUCGUGUUGAUGUGGAGCGUUUCCAAAAGGAUUUCAGAGCGAAGAUGCUCUCUUCGGUACAUCCGGCAGAAGAGGAAUCUUCAUUACACAGCUCUUCAGUACUGAAAUUACAAGGUCCCGGGGCAAAAGGAAGGAUAGUCUAUCUUCACCACACGGCAGUGGAUUUCUUGGAACGAUCCAGGAACUGGGACGAGAUCACAAAACAUACACUUGAUACCAUCUUCGACCCCGAGCUAGCGUUAUUGAUGGCCCGUGUGAUUGAUAUCAAGCUCGAUCCUAAAGAUUGUGUAUACACAAGUGGGGUAGAAUUGUUGAGUCAACUUCAUGAAUUCCCUUGGCAAAACCCUAAGGUUAUGGAAGCGGCUCUCGAACUGGUACAAGAAGCUGACAGAGUUUUGAGCAUGCAAGCAGACCGAAGAGUGUUCAGACACUGGUCACAAAAAGAUCCAAAAUGGGCAGAAAGAAAUCGACCUGACUGGGGCGAUGAUCUUGAUUCUGCUGCUGUCAAAUCUGGUCUUAUAAUGCUUCUCAAAGCUCGAAAAAGCCUGACAUCCGUCGCGCGUUACACAAGUCAAUCUCAAUUACCUUUACCAUAUAUAUCAGUCAAAACCCGGCCAGGGCUGCCUCUUUUAGCUUACGCACUGUCUAUGGAUGGAUGGGCACUUGGUAAUCUAGUUCCAGAUAUAGUCGUACUUGAGGAACUACUUAUUCAUGGCGCUGACCCAAAUGAGCAUGUCAAUAGCUUUCAUACAAUCUGGGAAUAUGCUAUUUAUCUAGUUCACGUUCUUGUAUCUAAGGACAAUUCGGAGAUCUCACCACUCUCCAUGAAGUGGGUUAGAGUUUUCGAACUGAUGCUUAAGCAUGGCGCUAACCCGUAUGCUUGUUGCAUGAAGAGUCCUGAUGAGUUCGCCAGAUUUACCGGAGGGUUAUCAUAUGCGAUACCAAAUCUACCCAGAUCGAUAGCAGAGCAUAAACAGAGGGGAUUUUCUUGCGGUCAUACUAUGAAGAGAGGUUACGACGAUGAAGUGUGGGAUGAAACCGAUACCCAACCACAUCAUCAUUGCGUAACUGCCGUCGUAAAAGAUGUAUUCGAGCAUGGAAAUGUCCCGGGAUACCAGAAUCUUCAGGAGAUCAUAAGACUCCAAAAGGAAAAGUAA
This is a messenger RNA of Botrytis porri, 3447 nucleotides long. RefSeq lists its product as uncharacterized. Lineage: Eukaryota; Fungi; Ascomycota; Leotiomycetes; Helotiales; Sclerotiniaceae. Bases 1 to 3447 code for a protein of 1148 amino acids. The record is from RefSeq and is a predicted model, not a curated record. The transcript is spliced from 5 exons.